Molecule: messenger RNA, 609 nt
Organism: Neogale vison (American mink)
Lineage: Eukaryota; Metazoa; Chordata; Mammalia; Carnivora; Mustelidae
Product: histone H2B type 2-E
Exons: 1
Coding region: 153-533 (126 amino acids)
Cellular component (GO): nucleosome
Molecular function (GO): structural constituent of chromatin; protein heterodimerization activity; DNA binding
Source: RefSeq, a predicted model, not a curated record
CUGCCGAAAACUCGCGAAUCACCACGCAGCCCAAGCACAGCCUUAAUUUGCCUACGGCCUCUUUAAGUAGCGAGGCGCUUCCGGCCGCCUGGGCCUUAACUGCGCUGCGUGCGCCUCCGGACGGCUCUCGGUUGUUGCUCGCGCUUCCCGCUAUGCCCGAGCCGGCCAAAUCCGCUCCCGCGCCCAAGAAGGGCUCCAAGAAAGCGGUCACCAAAGCCCAGAAGAAGGACGGCAAGAAGCGCAAGCGCAGCCGCAAGGAGAGUUACUCCAUCUACGUGUACAAGGUGCUCAAGCAGGUGCACCCGGACACCGGCAUCUCGUCCAAGGCCAUGGGCAUCAUGAACUCCUUCGUCAACGACAUCUUCGAGCGCAUCGCCGGCGAGGCCUCCCGCCUGGCGCAUUACAACAAGCGCUCCACCAUCACGUCGCGGGAGAUCCAGACGGCCGUGCGCCUGCUGCUGCCCGGCGAGCUGGCCAAGCACGCCGUGUCCGAGGGCACCAAGGCGGUCACCAAGUACACCAGCUCCAAGUGAGUCCCCGCUGGGAGGCGGCGCUCGCCCGGGGCGCCGGCCGCUUCGCUCCAAAGGCUCUUUUUAGAGCCACCCAUCU